GACUUUCCAUAUUUACGCCAUCUAUCCAGCUGUUGGCAGUCGUGAGGGUAAUGUUUCGUUAACUCACUCGUUCCGCACUUCCACAUUUUUCAUUUACGGCCUUUUCUUUUCUGUGACUCCCUUUCGAUUUCUUCUUCUUUCUCUCCCAUCUUGAUUUGCUCUUCCACCUUUGUGGCCCUUGAAUAGAUUCCUCAGCGGUGGUUUCAAGGUCAAUCAACAUGAACAGUCAAAGCCUAGCACCGAGUUCAGCUUCAGAGAAGCAGCGUCCAGACGACUAUGUGUAUUUUGAGAGGACAACGGCUGCAUUUACAUCUGAUGCUAUAGCUCGCUCAACAGCUGCGAAGUUGAAACUUGUCUCCUACUACAAAAUGGCGGUAGAUUCUGCUAUCGAGAGGAAUGCUAGACGCAUUGAAUUGGAGACAAAAUUGUCUCAGACGUUACAGGCAGAUGCAAAGGAGCGCGAGAUACGCAAGUACUCUAAGAUGGAAUCACAACAUUUACGAUUACGACGAACCAAGAUCAAGUUAACGGACUUCAAAACGGUGAAAGUCAUAGGAAAGGGUGCUUUUGGUGAAGUUCGUUUGGUUCAGAAGGUGGACACCGGAAAAGUAUAUGCGAUGAAGAGUUUGCAAAAGGCUGAGAUGCUGAAGAGGGAUCAGCUUGCUCAUGUUCGUGCUGAACGAGACGUACUUGCAGAGUCGACGUCCCCCUGGGUGGUGCAACUGUUCUAUUCUUUUCAGGACCCUCUAUACCUUUAUCUCAUCAUGGAGUUCCUACCUGGAGGAGACUUGAUGACCAUGCUAAUGAAGUACGACGUCUUUUCGGAGGAUGUUACACGUUUCUAUAUGGCUGAAUGUAUACUCGCCAUUGAAGCUGUCCAUAACCUCGGCUAUAUCCAUCGGUGUGUUGUGAUACCUCUGUCGGCACCCUUACUUACAGGGCAUCGGCCCUCCAGUGACAUUAAACCCGAUAACGUACUCAUCGAUAAGAACGGUCAUCUCAAACUAUCUGACUUUGGCCUAUCCACGGGUCUGCACAAGGUUUCGGACGGAGAGUACUAUAAGAAAUUCUUGGAGCAAGAGAAGGCCAGUAACCCUGCUCGGAAUAGCGUUCAAGUCAAUCCGAUCAAUCUUACUAUGAGCCGGGAACAAAUCGCCACUUGGAAGGCUAACCGACGAAAACUGGCUUAUUCGACUGUGGGCACACCUGAUUAUAUUGCUCCAGAAGUGUUUCUCAUGAAGGGCUACGGCAAAGAAUGCGACUGGUGGUCACUCGGGGCGAUCUUUUUCGAGUGUCUAGUUGGCUACGCUCCAUUCUGCUCCGAGAACCCUGGUGAUACAUACAAGAAAAUCAUUGAUUGGCCGAACUAUCUAUACUUCCCGGAGGAAGUUUACAUCUCUCGAGAGGGCGAAGACCUGAUUAAAAGCGUGAUGACAUGGGCUGAAAACCGUCUCACCGUGAAUCAGAUCAAAUCCCAUCCAUUUUUCUAUGGUGCAGAUUGGUCUACUCUUAGACAAAUUGAACCGCCGUUCGUGCCGCACCUCAAGUCCAUGACCGAUACGUCCUAUUUUCCGACUGACGACUUUGGUAACAUUCCAGACCAAAUGGAGCAGGUCGAAGGAGUAAGCGCGGAGAAGGAUCUGGCUUUCUUAGGGUUCACCUUCAAACGUUUCACAGGGCCCAGAGAUUCUUGA
Molecule: messenger RNA, 1694 nt
Organism: Marasmius oreades (fairy-ring Marasmius)
Lineage: Eukaryota; Fungi; Basidiomycota; Agaricomycetes; Agaricales; Marasmiaceae
Exons: 8
Coding region: 219-1694 (491 amino acids)
Biological process (GO): peptidyl-serine phosphorylation; intracellular signal transduction
Molecular function (GO): protein serine/threonine kinase activity; ATP binding
Source: RefSeq, a predicted model, not a curated record